UUCUUAUGCAGGGAAUAUUGCGGUAAGUCUCAAGGGUUUGGGAUAACAGUGACUUACACGUUGAAAAUAGGACGUUCAAAUAUGCACGAUAUUCUCACCUGUUGCUGAUCGAUCGACCCUUCACGCACGAUUCUGAGUCCGUUGCAUGUGGCACUUGAAAUCGAAAUCGGGGUCAAGGCGGACGCCUCCUCCGCUUCCGAUUAUGUCUUUGCCUUCUCGUUCUCGCGCAUCAUUCUAACGUUCUCGGUUCUAGAACAACAAAUUAGCACCGUUGAUAUGGGGAGACUGCUUACCCCAGUCAAUGGUCCCAAAAAACAGCUGUCAGUAGUGCAGAAGAAUCAUUUGAAACGCCUUCACGAAAGCAACAAAAAAAACGAUGUACUUCUGGACAAUCCGUUUCCUCGUUAUCCAGUUAAAGGAACCAAGGUCUUAGCAGAGAGGUUUUCUCAAAUCCAGCGGCAGCUCGCCAGUACUUCCGAAGAACUCUCUGAUAAGUACAUGCGAGGCCCACAGGCGAAGAAUCCUGAGAUACCGAGAAUACACAUAAUAACCCUCCGUCGUCGAUUCGUUGAAGUCCAGCUACUAAACAACUUCGAAAGCCACUGCAUUCCACGGACGACUUUUACAUUCAAUCCCUAUCGCCCGGGCUGCAUGGUGAAUCACAAGCAAUUUUCCUUGAGACUUGCUUAUGCAACUACGUUCAAUGGAUGCCAAGAACUGACUCUGUCAAAAACAGUUCCGGAUCCCAGAACUGAUCCUUUUGCGUUUGGUCGACUGUAUACUGCGCUGUCACGCGUGAAGAAUCGACGAGAUACAGUCUGUUUAUUUGUGUCAACGAACGGGGGAAAAGAUUGUGCCAAUAUCGUGUACAAGCCCUUGCUUUUGUAAUGGAUGGACUCAGAAAGCAACGACCGGAGGUGACGGCUUGUAUGUAUAUAUGAGAGAGAAUUAUUCGUCUAGCAGGCGCAGUGAAAAUAUUGGUCCUGCCAUGCAAAUGAGUC
This is a messenger RNA of Suillus subaureus, 1001 nucleotides long. RefSeq lists its product as uncharacterized. The transcript is spliced from 3 exons. The record is from RefSeq and is a predicted model, not a curated record. The coding region runs from base 277 to 888 and encodes 203 amino acids. Lineage: Eukaryota; Fungi; Basidiomycota; Agaricomycetes; Boletales; Suillaceae.